Molecule: messenger RNA, 1077 nt
Organism: Cinclus cinclus
Lineage: Eukaryota; Metazoa; Chordata; Aves; Passeriformes; Cinclidae
Gene: TEAD4
Product: TEA domain transcription factor 4
Exons: 10
Coding region: 154-1077 (307 amino acids)
Biological process (GO): regulation of transcription by RNA polymerase II; hippo signaling; embryonic organ development
Cellular component (GO): transcription regulator complex
Molecular function (GO): DNA-binding transcription factor activity, RNA polymerase II-specific; RNA polymerase II cis-regulatory region sequence-specific DNA binding
Source: RefSeq, a predicted model, not a curated record
GGCCGAAAUGAGUUGAUUGCCCGCUAUAUUAAGCUGAGAACAGGGAAAACACGCACAAGGAAACAGGUAUCUAGUCACAUCCAGGUCCUGGCGAGGCGGAAAGCUAGAGAGAUCCAAGCCAAGCUCAAGGAUCAGGCAGCUAAAGAUAAAGCCAUGCAGAGUAUGGCUACAAUGUCAUCUGCCCAGAUUAUCUCUGCAACUGCCUUCCAUAGUAAAAUGGCCUUGCCUGGUCUCCCACGACCAGCCUACCCUGCUGUUUCUGGGUUUUGGCAAGGACCAUUGCCAGGCCAAGCUGGGUCUUCCCAGGAUGUGAAACCUUUCUCUCAACAACCUUAUGCUGUACAGCCUCCACUUCCAAUACCAGGGUUUGAGUCUCCUACUGGCCUCUCACCUUCCCCAUCAGCACCAGCUUGGCAAGGACGAAGGGUUGCUAGCUCCAAACUUUGGAUGUUAGAGUUCUCCGCUUUCUUGGAACAACAACAAGACCAAGACACAUAUAACAAACACCUGUUUGUGCACAUUGGGCAGUCAAGCCCCAGCUACAAUGACCCCUACCUCGAGGCAGUGGAUAUUCGGCAGAUCUAUGACAAGUUCCCUGAGAAGAAAGGGGGCCUGAAGGAGCUCUUUGAAAGGGGGCCAGCUAACGCCUUCUUCCUUGUCAAAUUCUGGGCUGAUUUAAAUACCAAUAUUGAAGAUGAAUCCAGAUCUUUCUAUGGUGUUUCCAGCCAGUAUGAAAGCCCAGAAAACAUGGUCAUUACCUGUUCCACCAAAGUGUGUUCCUUUGGAAAGCAGGUGGUAGAGAAAGUAGAGACAGAGUAUGCACGCUAUGAAAAUGGACACUAUUCCUACCGCAUCCACCGCUCCCCUCUCUGCGAAUACAUGAUCAACUUCAUCCAUAAACUCAAGCACCUUCCUGAGAAGUACAUGAUGAACAGUGUGCUGGAGAACUUCACUAUCUUACAGGUUGUGACAAACAGGGACACACAGGAGACCUUGCUGUGCAUAGCAUAUGUUUUUGAAGUAUCAACUAGUGACCAUGGUGCCCAACAUCACAUCUACCGGCUGGUGAAGGACUAG